Medicago truncatula (barrel medic) is the source of this 1264-nucleotide messenger RNA. RefSeq names its product phenylacetaldehyde reductase. Lineage: Eukaryota; Viridiplantae; Streptophyta; Magnoliopsida; Fabales; Fabaceae. Gene Ontology annotation, molecular function: oxidoreductase activity, acting on the CH-OH group of donors, NAD or NADP as acceptor. Bases 55 to 1014 code for a protein of 319 amino acids. The record is from RefSeq and is a predicted model, not a curated record. The transcript has 6 exons.
ACUUCAACACCACAUCUUGAAUUACCAAACAAAGGAUUCACAUAGAUAUAAGCCAUGUCAAAGACAGUUUGUGUGACCGGAGCCAGCGGAGCCAUCGGAUCAUGGGUGGUUCGCCUCCUCCUCGAACGAGGCUACACCGUCCAUGCCACCAUCCAAGAUCUUGAGGAUGAAAAUGAGACAAAGCAUUUGGAAGCAAUGGAAGGAGCAAAGACUCGUCUCAAAUUUUUUGAAAUGGAUCUUCUUAACAGUGACUCUAUCGCGGCCGCCGUGAAAGGCUGUGCCGGUGUUAUACACCUGGCAUGUCCUAACAUCAUCGGUGAAGUCAAGGACCCCGAGAAGCAAAUUUUGGAACCGGCAAUUCAAGGAACGGUUAACGUGUUGAAGGUUGCAAAGGAAGCAGGGGUGGAGCGUGUGGUGGCGACGUCGUCGAUCUCCGCCAUCAUACCGAGUCCUAGCUGGCCAGCUGAUAAGAUUAAGGCAGAGGAUUGUUGGACGGACCUUGAAUAUUGCAAGGAAAAGAAGUUAUACUACCCCAUUGCAAAGACACUAGCAGAAAAAGCUGGUUGGGAAUUUGCUAAAGAGACUGGUUUUGAUGUGGUCAUGAUUAACCCUGGUACAGCAUUGGGCCCUUUGAUUCCACCAAGAAUUAACUCAAGCAUGGCUGUACUUGCUGGUGUUCUCAAAGGUGACAAAGAGACAUAUGAGGACUUCUUCAUGGGAAUGGCUCAUUUUAAAGACAUAGCUUUGGCACAUAUUUUGGGAUUUGAGCAAAAGAAAGCAUCUGGAAGGCAUUUGUGUGUGGAAGCUAUUCGUCACUAUAGUGAUUUUGUGAAUUUGGUUGCAGAGUUAUACCCUGAAUAUAAUGUGGCAAAGAUACCAACGGAUACUCAACCUGGAUUGUUGAGAGCAAAGAAUGCAUCAAAGAAGCUGAUUGAAUUAGGGUUAGAGUUCACUCCAGCAGAAGAAAUUAUCAAGGAUGCAGUUGAGUGUUUGAAGAGUAGAGGUUUGGUUUAACUUGAAGAAACCUAUGGGGGCUGAAUACAAUGUGACAUGUGAUGAUGGUUUUCUCAUUGUUCAUGUGAUUCCCUUUUCUAUUUUUAAAUUUAUGUUGUGUGCGUAUAAUUAGCAUGUUAAAUAAAGGUUCACAUGUAUUCAGUCACUAUAACUAUCACAUUUGACUAGAAUUCUUAUAUGUGAAUUCUUGUGGUUUUAUAAGAUUGGACGGUUUAAUCUUCACUACUUAAUUGAAAAUGCAAUUUGUCUA